Molecule: messenger RNA, 801 nt
Organism: Morus notabilis
Lineage: Eukaryota; Viridiplantae; Streptophyta; Magnoliopsida; Rosales; Moraceae
Exons: 3
Coding region: 149-784 (211 amino acids)
Biological process (GO): SCF-dependent proteasomal ubiquitin-dependent protein catabolic process
Molecular function (GO): ubiquitin-protein transferase activity; protein binding
Source: RefSeq, a predicted model, not a curated record
UGCAGUCUGGUUCGUAAUCGUCAUCAAAAUUUCUGCAAAGAAAGCCCUAAUCUGCGACGGAGGAGAUAGAGACUGCCGAGCAUAGCCGUUCUUCUUCAUCUAUUCUCUUUUUCGGCUAAAGACUCUGGAGGAAAAUAAGAGAAAGAAAAUGGCACGUAUUAGACGCAGAGAAACGGAGAUAAAGAGAACGAGAAAGAAGAAGAACAAGUCAAAACUAAAAGUUAAGGUUGAGGAUGAUUUUUCUGCCAACGAGUAUCCUGACUUUGAACAAGUAUCCAAGUUCUUGAAAAAUGCUCAUGAGGACAUACUGUUCGAGGUAUUUCUUAGACUCCCCAAUUGUCGAUCUGCCAUUCUAUUUGGUUCUAUCUGUCGUCGUUGGCAUUCUGUGAUUUCACACCCUAAAUUUAUUCCGAAUUUCAUUCGCCACCAUCAUGACGAGCAAGAUCGCUACUCAGUACCCUACACCAUCUUAUUUCGAAGAGCCGAUGACCUUUUUUUCGACAUGCAAUGUGUUCAACCAUUUUGUAAGCUAUUCUCUGAGGAAUCAAAGUUUCUCCAUGGAAAGGGAGCAUCUAGUUAUUUGGACUUCAUGCCUUCAUCUGUGGUUAUAAGGGCCUCGUUUGCUGACUUAUUGCUUGUAGCAUCUAGUGGCCGUCCUGGCAGAGAUUACUAUAUUUGUAAUCCACUUACAAAACAGUGGUUUAAGCUUCCUGAGGCUCCUAGAGGCUUUCAAACUGGGUUUGCAUUAGUAUGUAUCCCCAACAUUAGCAACUCACAACUUUGAUUCUCUAUCAACGGUCA